GAAAGAAUUAUAUAGAACACUUCGUCUUUGGGAGUACUAGGUAGGGACGAGUUGGCCAAAUCGCAGUCGCCGCUGAGGUUUCGCAGCAAAUAAGAGCAGCUGUUUGCGCGACUGAGCAUGAGCAUGAGCCAACAAUAGCAACAAACAUAGAAUUUGUGGAGAAAAGUGCAAACACAUAAAAGCAUACCUACUUGUUUGUACAUAUGUAUACAUAUAUUACAUACAUAUAUAUGUACAUACAUACAUAUAUGCUUGUACACAUAGAAAUGACUGAAGGCGACUAGAAAAAAAAUUGGUGAGCAAAUUGUGAAAGGCAGAGGCAUUACAACAAACGAGGCAAUGUGGUGAGUGUGCGCGCCCCUCUGCAUACACAAACCAACAUGUAUAUUUACAUAUUUACACACAACUAGUAUAGUUUCUUAUAUGAAAAGUAUGUAUUUAUGUACUUAAAUAUUUUGUAUUUGUGGAUAUGUGUGUGUUACACAUCGCCGCCGACAGUCGGCCCACGUUGUAUUUCUUCGGUAGAUACAAGAGCGCCAAGAGUUCACCCGGCCGUUCAGUAGUUCGUGAGAAGCCAACGUGACCGUUUGUCAUCCAACGCAGCAAAGCAGCCAAAAAUCUACAAGUAAGGAGUGCAAUUGUUGUAGCGUGUGCUAAGCAAAAAUAAAAAAAAUUAUAAUUUUUUUCAAGAGAAAAAACUCUAAGCAACAAGCUCAAGUGCUAAACGAAAUUAACAAACGAAAUUCAAUUACUGAAACUAAAAUUACAUAAAACUUUAGCGACGAAAAUUUCAUAAAUUUGUUGUAACGUGUGUGCGCGUUGAGCAGUUCGCAGCAAAUCGGCGGAAAAAAAAUCAAGCAAAGCGAAAAGUCUAAUAGAAAUUAGGAAAAUAUCUCUACACACUUUUGCUUGAACUUUGUUGCUUCGCCCCCUUCGCACGGAGGUUGCAGGAAAAGCAAGUAAAAACUAAAAGACGCACAAAAGACAUUGAGAAAAAAAAUUGUUUGAAAAAAAAAAAUUCAAAAAAAGUAUUAAAAAAAUAAUUUAAAAAAUAUAUACAAUAACAAAAAAACAAACGCACGCUUGUCAAAUUCAAAAGAAAACCGUUUUCUUCCCCCCAAGUGUCGUGUGAAAAAAUAAUGAUUAAAAGUUCUUCGUCCAUUAAAAAUUUGUGGUUGUCCAAAAGCGCCCAUUUAAAUGCAUUGCUCGUUAAUGGAUUUGUGAGUAAGCGUGUUAAAGCGACUGCUUUGAGUUUGGUCGAGAAUUUGGAUGAAUCGGCGAAUGGCAACGGUCUUAACGGCGGCAGCGGCAAAGAUAGCAAAGCGACGACAGCGUUGAAAGGCAAUAGUGGCGAGAACGAUACUAGCAACAACACUACCACCAAUUUAACCGAGGCGAAACAACAAACAUACUACAACAACACGGUGUGGUUAGAUGAUCGCAGCAAAUAUGGCCACACCGGCAAGGAGUUGCAAGAGAAAAUUGCCACAGAGAAACGCCUACGCGCCGCACCAUUGUUAAAUCUAGUGUUUGCCAAUCGGAAAUUGUCCUUUUACGAUACCAGCCACACUCCCGGCAGAGAUGACGGCAUGCGUCAUCGGGAGCAGGAGCAACGCAACGCCGAAGAUGUGCUCUUCGAUAUGUUCUACAACGAGGAGACCGGACUUAUAUCGAUGGGAAAAUUUUUGGCCGCCCUCAAGACCACCGGCAUUAGGCGCAGCGAUCCACGCAUACGUGAAUUGAUGGAGAAUUUGAAGAAGGUGCAUAAGUUGUCGAAUUAUGAGACUGGUUCGUCGGCGGAAACGCAAAAUUUGAAUCGUGAAACGUUUAAAGCCGUUGUAGCACAGAAUAUCGUCUUGAUCGCCAAGGCUUUCCGUCAACAAUUCAUCAUACCUGAUUUCGUGAGUUUCGUUAAGGAUGUCGAGGAUAUCUACUGGAAAUGUAAGACGAACGCCGAUGGCGCCGUAGCCAAUUACAUACCACAAUUGGCACGCUACAGUUCCGAUUCGUGGGGUGUUAGCAUCUGUACGAUCGACGGGCAACGUUACUCCAUUGGCGAUGUGGAUAUACCGUUCACUUUGCAGAGUUGCAGCAAACCGUUGACGUACGCCAUUGCCUUGGAGAAGCUGGGACCGAAGGUGGUGCAUUCGUAUGUGGGCCAAGAGCCAAGUGGUCGCAAUUUCAAUGAAUUGGUGUUGGAUCAUAACAACAAGCCACACAACCCUAUGAUCAAUGCGGGCGCGAUUCUAACCUGCUCACUGCUGCAGGCUUUGAUCAAACCAGAUAUGACGGCAGCUGAGAAAUUCGAUUACACACUGCAUUGGUUUAAACGCUUGUCGGGCGGGGAGAAUAUCGGUUUUAAUAAUGCCGUGUUCCUGUCGGAACGCGAGGCGGCCGAUCGUAAUUAUGCUUUGGGUUUUUACAUGCGUGAAAAUAAAUGCUAUCCGAAGCGUACGAAUCUCAAAGAGGUCAUGGACUUCUACUUCCAGUGCUGCUCUAUGGAGACCACCUGCGAAGCCAUGUCCGUGAUUGCCGCGACACUAGCUAACGGUGGCAUUUGCCCCACCACCGAAGAGAAAGUUUUGCGUCCCGAAGUCGUACGCGAUGUACUCUCCAUAAUGCAUUCGUGCGGCACCUAUGACUACUCCGGUCAGUUCGCCUUCAAAGUUGGCCUUCCCGCCAAAUCUGGUGUCUCCGGUGGCAUGAUGUUGGUCAUACCAAAUGUGAUGGGCAUAUUCACAUGGUCACCACCGCUCGACAAAUUGGGCAAUAGUGUACGUGGUGUGCAAUUCUGUGAAGAAUUAGUGAGCGCCUUCAAUUUCCAUCGUUAUGAUAAUCUCAAACAUGCAUCGGAUAAGAAGGAUCCACGUAAACAUCGUUACGAGACAAAGGGACUGUCAAUUGUGAAUUUGCUCUUCUCAGCGGCCAGCGGUGAUGUGACAGCAUUGAGACGUCAUCGACUCUCCGGCAUGGAUAUCACAUUGGCCGAUUAUGAUGGUAGAACGGCACUACAUUUAGCCGCCUCCGAAGGUCAUUUGGACUGUGUGAAAUUUUUAUUGGAGCACUGUCAAGUGCCACAUAAUCCAAAGGAUCGUUGGGGUAAUUUACCGAUUGAUGAAGCGGAAAAUUUCGGACAUCAUGCCAUUGUGGAUUACCUGAAAGAGUGGGCAGAGAAGGCUGAAGCGGCCGAAGCGCACACACCCGAAGCGAUUAUUAAGAAUACCGAAGCGGAUGAGGAAAUAAUUACUUCCAAUCAGAGCAUUAGCUCCGACUACGAUCGCAGCGCCACUGCUAGUCCAAUACCGUCGGAUGCAGGCAGCAGCAGCGGUAUUGAUGAUAAUACCAAACCUGGUUUAUAAACUCAGCAUAUGAACAUCACGCACACACGCACACACCUAUAGACUUAGAACCCAUCAAUUCGCAUCACAAAUACACAUAUACACAUACUUAAGACAAUGAUUUGUAAUGAUUCCUGGAGAAUCUCUUACGAAAUGUAAGCCUAUGUACCAAAAACAAAAGAAAACAGAAAAAACUCCGAGCUCCGUUCGGUAGACACUGCAAAUCUUCUAAGCUGCAUUAUGCAUAUUUUAAAAUAUUUCACUUAUUUACGAUACUUAAUUAUAGUUUAGUACUUUAGUUGUAGUUUUAGGUCCUCUGCAUCUCACAACUACUAGAAUUGAGAAGAAGAGUCUUCUAUUAUUUAGCCGUUACAAUGGCAUUAAUGUUUGUAUGUAGCAAAUAAGUACAGUUUUCUGUUAAAAUAUUGACCCAUAAGUAUUUACAUGCGUAUUGCUUUUUAGUUUAUUCAAAUAGUCUCAAUAUUAUGAGCGUUUCGCGAGUGAUUAUUGAGUGGCAAAUUGAGCUGCACUCGAUUGUGAGCUAUUUUAGAGCGCACAUUUUGCGAAUUUGCAUAGAAAAAUGUAUGUUUAAAAGUAAUUGUGCACAUUUUUUCACCCUACUUUAAAAGAAAGAAAAUUCUUAAAAAUUUGUGUAAAAGUUUUGUUAAAAUAUGCAUAUUUUCACUCAAUAUCUUCUUUAUGUGAGUGAUUACGACAGACUAAGUAUCUUGAUGUUUGACAAAUAAUAAAUACAUAAGUGAAGUGAC
This is a messenger RNA of Bactrocera oleae (olive fruit fly), 4105 nucleotides long. RefSeq names its product glutaminase (gene GLS). Gene Ontology annotation, molecular function: protein binding; glutaminase activity. Lineage: Eukaryota; Metazoa; Arthropoda; Insecta; Diptera; Tephritidae. The record is from RefSeq and is a predicted model, not a curated record. Gene Ontology annotation, biological process: L-glutamine catabolic process.